Messenger RNA from Prunus avium (sweet cherry), 459 nucleotides. NCBI's taxonomy places the organism in Eukaryota, Viridiplantae, Streptophyta, Magnoliopsida, Rosales, Rosaceae. The record is from RefSeq and is a predicted model, not a curated record.
AUGGCGUUGAGCACCCAGAGAGCCUCUGCUUUUCAUCCUUCAGCUCAUCAGUCGGCUCCUACUCAAUGGAACUACGAUGUGUUUUUGAGUUUCAGGGGUGUAGACACUCGAAAUAGCUUUGUGUCCCAUUUAUACUACGAAUUGCAGCACAGGGGCAUAAAAACAUUCAAGGAUGAUCCAAAGCUUGAAAGAGGGAAAACCAUUUCUUUAGAGCUCCUCAAAGCAAUCCAAGAAUCAAGGCUUGCAAUCGUUGUUCUCUCGCCAAACUAUGCUUCUUCUUCCGGGUGCUUGGAUGAACUUACAAAGAUUCUCCAAUGCAUGAAAUCCAACGGCACAGUUCUGCCUGUGUUUUAUAAUGUGGAUCCCUCCGUUGUGCGAAAACAAAGCAGCAGUUUUGCAGGGGCGUUCGCUGAGCAUGAGAAAAGGUUUAGGGAAGACAUAGAAAAGGUGAAGCGCUAG